AUGUGUCGAGCUGCGUGGGGGCUGGUCCUUGGGUGCUGUGUGGCCCUGGCGUGGGCAGUGGGCACACACAGUGCCAAGCAGUCUCUGGAGCAGCUCCAUGCCCCCUUCUUCACUAUUUGGUUCUGCAGUACAUGGAACCUCCUCCUCUUCCCCCUCUACUACCUGGGACAUCUGCUAGGGGCAGAGCAGAGACAGUGGCCCACAGCCUGCUUCAGGCAGUGCAGUGGCUUCCUGGUGGAGGAGGACAUGACAGUGAGAGUGCUCCUGAAGGGUGCAGCACCGUUCUCCGUGCUGUGGAGUCUCUCAGGCUACCUGUACCUGCUGGCCCUUUGUCGCAUCUCAGCGGGAGACGCCAGCGCCAUUCUCUGCUGUAGCCAGGGCUUCAUCUUCCUCCUAUCCUGGAUCGGACUCAACGACCGGUUCAUGGGUGUACGGAUAGUGGCUGUAAUUCUCUCCAUCACAGGAAUCGUCAUGAUGGCGUAUGCUGAUGGUUUCCAUAGCGACUCAAUCACAGGGGUGGCCCUGGCAGUAGGCUCAGCUUCAACCACUGCCCUGUACAAGCAUUCCACUAUACCUGACCCCCUGCUGUAUCUCUCUGCAGCAGUGGAUUUCUAUGUCGCUGCAGCCCCCCAGCUCAGCCAGGUCAGAGUGGCUGCAGCAGCUAUCAUCGGGGUGGGCUACCUCUUACUGCUGCUCCCUGGAGACUGGGAUGACAGUGUUGUCCACUGGAUAGAGGGUCUGUGGCAAGGAGGAUGGAAAGAGGACAGUGUGGUUGGAGAAGAUGGAGGAGCUGAUGGAGGAGAAAUUGCAAAGCCCAAGCCCAAACCAGCAGGCAUUGCUUCCCUAACAUGA
Molecule: messenger RNA, 852 nt
Organism: Salvelinus namaycush (lake trout)
Lineage: Eukaryota; Metazoa; Chordata; Actinopteri; Salmoniformes; Salmonidae
Product: solute carrier family 35 member F4
Exons: 4
Coding region: 1-852 (283 amino acids)
Source: RefSeq, a predicted model, not a curated record